AAGGCAGUGGAGACCCAGGAAAAAAACCUCAGUGAAUCUGCCUGCCACAACAUUGGCUUGAUCUGGGAUCUUGUGAUCCCUCUCGUGACUGCACCACGCCAGAGAUGAAUCUACGCUCUGUAUUUACUGUAGAACAACAAAGGAUUUUACAGCGUUAUUAUGAAAAUGGAAUGACAAAUCAAAGUAAAAAUUGCUUUCAGCUCAUACUACAGUGUGCACAAGAAACUAAGCUGGACUUCAGCGUAGUUAGGACGUGGGUUGGCAAUAAAAGAAGAAAAAUGAGUAGUAAGAAUUCUGAAUCAGGAGCAGCAACAACAGGAACUGUUUCCAGUGCCUCCUUGACAGCUCCAGACAUUACUGUCAGAAAUGUGGGUAAUAUUGCUCGACCAUCAAGCCAACAGUCUUCUUGGACAUCUACCAAUAAUGAUGUCAUUGUAACUGGUAUAUAUAGUCCAUCUAGUUCAUCAAAUAGGCAAGGAACAGCUAAAAAUACAAGCACACAAAUUACAGAAACGCAUAAAAUUCCUAUUCAGAAAACAGUCAGUAAAAAUGAUAGUGAAUUUCAGUUGCAUAUUCCUGUUCAAAGACAAGUGGGACACUGUAAAAAUGCUUCUUUGCUCUUAGGUGAAAAAACAAUUAUUUUGUCAAGACAGACAAGUGUGUUAAAUGCUGGAAACUCUGUAUACAGUCACACAAAGAAAAACUUUGCAAAUUCUCCAGUUCAAGCUUCUGAGAUGACAGUACCUCAAAAGACAUCUGUAUGUCACAGACCUUGCAAAAUUGAACCAGUUGGAAUUCAAAGAUCAUAUAAGCCCGAACUCAUGGGCAUAGCAUCAAAAAACUAUUAUGGGCAAAAGAAGCCUAUUAGAGACCCUUAUUGUAGAACACAGAACUUGGAAAUUCGUGAAGUAUUUUCAUUGGCGGUUAGUGACUACCCCCAGAGAAUUCUUGAAGGUAAUGUCCCACAGAAGUCUAGUUCAGCAGAAGGAACUUGUCUUUCCAUUGCAAUGGAGACUGGAGAUGUUGAUGAGGAGUAUGCCAGAGAGGAAGAGUUGGCAUUGAUGGGAGCACAAAUACCAAACUUCUCAAGAUUUUACGAAAAUGGCAGUUCCCUUCAAGCUGAGAACCAAAGUACAGCUUUUCCCAGACCAGGAAGAAAUAUACCAAAAUCACAAAUGAUGAAUAUUAGAGACCUGUCAGAAAAUGUAUUUUAUCAAAACAGAGACUACCACUUGACACCAGGGACCUCAUUACAUACAACAUCUACUACAAUGUACAGUAAUGCAAAUACAUCAAGGAGUAACUUUUCUCCACAUUUUUCAUCAUCAAAUCAAUUGAGGUUAUCACAAAGUCAAAAUAAUUAUCAGAUUUCAGGAAGCCUCACUGUGCCUUGGAUUACAGGGUGUUCUAGAAAAAGAGCACUACAGGACCGCACUCAGUUCAGUGACCAAGAUUUAGCCACCCUUAAGAAAUACUGGGACAAUGGCAUGACAAGUCUUGGCUCUAUUUGUAGAGAGAAAAUUGAAGCAGUUGCAACUGAAUUAAAUGUUGACUGUGAAAUUGUUCGGACUUGGAUUGGAAAUCGAAGAAGGAAAUAUCGUUUAAUGGGAAUUGAAGUCCCACCUCCAAGAGGAGGCCCUGCUGACUUUUCUGAACAGUCUGAGUCUGGUUCUUUGUCUGCGCUUACACCAGGAGAAGAUGCUGUUGCCGAAGCAGGAGAGGAUAAUGACAGAAAUGAUGAAGUAUCCAUCUGUUUGUCUGAAGAAAGCUCUCAAGAAGACUCCAAUGACAUUGUUCCAAAUGAAGCCUUGAUUCAUAAGGAUGAGGACCGAAAUAUUGUAUCCACAGAAAAUGUGAAAAUAAAAAUUACUGAUGAUGAAGAAACUGACAUGAUAAGGAAUUCUGAAAUAGAACAAGUUAAUUCUCUCUUGGGUUAUAAGAAUGAAGAGGUCAAAUUCAUCGAAAAUGAGCUACAAAUUCAAAAACAAAAGUACUUUCGACUUCAGACAUUUGCUAGAGGCUUGAUAUUAGCUAUGAAAGCUGACAAUAAGGAACAACAGCAGGCACUGCUGUCUGAUUUACCUCCUGAAUUAGAAGAGAUGGAUUUCAAUCAUGCCUCGUUGGAAGCUGAUGAUACCUCAUUCACUGUGUCUUCUUUAUCAGAGAAAAAUGUCUCAGAUAAUUUGUGAUUUAAGAAGGGGAAGGGAUAUAUGACACAGCUUUUUGACUGACUAACAAGUGUGCAGUUCAAGAUAAAUAUAUUCUGUUGCCCUGAAAUUCUUCAGUUGGAGAUAAUGUACUGUUGAAACCAACACUUUCUGUGAAGGUUGAGCAUAUAGAUAUAAUGACUUCAGUGCAAAACAGUAUGUGAAAUUAAAAAGUAUUGUCAGAUAGAUUUUUUCCAAGAUGAUGGAACCCUUUAUAAAAGCUAUAUUUAAUUUUGAGAAGUAAAGCUAAGAAUUGCAUGUCUCAUUUCUGAAAAUUUCUGCUUUGUUUCAUAGAGUAAUCUUAGCUUUAACAAUAGUUUUUAAUCAGAGACAUAAAGGAUAAGUAGAAGUAUUUCAGUGUUACUUAUCAUGUUACUAAAGUGUGAUUAGUAUUAUUUUUGUAGCCAUUACAUCUUUCUUCCUCCUCUCUGCCUUUACUAUCAUCCACAUACAUUUUUACUCAGGAAAGUAGACUGGAAAUUAAAAACAAAAUUUUAAAAAUUAUUUAACUUGGAUGAGUCCUGGGAUUUAUUUUUCAACCUCAAUAAGAAUUUAGCUUAACCUAAUGACUGACAUUUCAAAUUAUUACUAUAUGAUCAUAAAUUGUUUCUAUCUCAUAGUCUGUCCCAAAUAUUGGAAGGGUGAGCAAAGCACUAUAGAAAAUCAAUUCACCAACAUGAAAUCAAAUAAAUUAAGCAUACAAAAGCACAAUGUGGUAAAAGAAAUUGGUCUUAAUGGGAAUUCAUCCCUGCUACAAAUGAUAAGUACUGAUAAGGUUUACAUUCUGUUAAGGAAUUCAUGUAAAUAAAUUGAAUUAAGUGUGGAGCAAGUAUUACAAGUUUAUCACUACCUUCAAAAAAUUUUUUUUCACUUUCUGCAUUAAGUGAACCAGAAAGUUAAGGUAAGCCACAGCGAUUUUUUUGUUGUUGUUAUCUAAUAACUCAGCUAUGCCACAGAAAUUACUUCAGUUCCUUAGGAGGUAUGUACAAAUCAUCAGCAAAAGAUGAUAUCCAGAAAGAGCUUUACUACUGAUACUAGAAAUCAUAAUUCUCUGAACUUUCUAGAUACUGUGAGUGCAUUCCUACAAUUGGUUUUCUAUCCUAUUGUUUUAUUAGUAAGUACCAGAAAACAACACACUUUAGACAAUUCUUUACAGACCUUCCUUUCUCGGGUAGCAAAUAACAUCACCAAGGUCCAUAGAAAAGAAAAUGGAAGCUUCUCCCUAACUUCAGAGAAUCAUAUAUUUGUGAUGUGACAAUUGGUAUUAUGUCACAUAGUUAGAUAACAUCUUUGCCCUUAAGUUUCUAUAUCACAUAUUUUUUCAUAAUUUGUAAGUGAAACCAGUUUUGAUCUUAAGAUUUGCAGAUAUUUAUAAAUAUGGAAAGGUAGGCAUGAAUUACUUUAACUUGAAAUUUCUCCUUCCUUCACAAAUAGAUAAGGCACAUCGGUAAGUCUUCAUUUUUCAGUUGUUUAUUUGACAUGAUAUUGCUGUCAUGCUGCUGUUAUGAUUAUUUUGUGCCACGUGCACUUAACCUGCUGCCCUACAGCCUGACUCCCGAUUAUUUUGUUAGUAGAAAUAUUUCAGUUAUUUACACUCCCUUUUCGGUAGAGUUAUAUGGUUCUUUGCAAACAAAUUUUAGUGUAAGUUCUUGACAAGUCAAAUUCCAUGUAGAGAAAAUAGUAAGUUACAGAAUUUUAGCUAUUAAGAUUAAAUUCAUCAGUAUUACCAAAACCUCUAUGAAGUAAAGAACCUCUAAUUUGUGAUGCUAAUAUAGAAAACAUUUCUUAAUGCAGCAUGAACAAAUCACAGGUGCUAAAGUUUGCCCUAGGGUCUCAAACACUAUAUUUAAAUUAAUUGAUUUCUUCUGUUUCAAUUUUAAUUCAUUUUGUUUCUUUUAAAAAAUUAUCAUUAUUUAUUGAGUAGAGACCCCCAGAAAUCAAGAGAGGAGGGAGAGAUAGAGAUAGAGAGAUAGAGAGAGAGACCUGCAACACUGCUUCACCACUCGCAAAGCUUUCCCCCUGCAGGUAGGGACCAGGGGUUCAAACUUGGGUUCUUUGUGAGUUGUAACAUGUGUGCUCAACAAGGUGUUUGACCACCACCACCCUCAUUUUGUUUCUCAUUACAAAGUAAGAAAAAAUUAUUCUCUUCUGCAUCUUUCAGCACUGUGGAUUCUAUUUACCACAUAUCAGCAAAUAAAAAUUUAAUUUAAAAAAAUAUUCAGUGAGCUUCUGAUAUAAUAAUGUUAGAAUCUGACUCCUUAGCAAGCCAUGAACUUCAAAACAGAAUAUUUUCACCUCUUAAUAAUAUUAAUAAGUUAUUUAAGGAUAGUUUUUGAGAUGUGAUUAAUUUGAUUCUUAAAAUAUUUCCUAGAAGAAAUCCCAAUCUACACUUUUGAGAAGCAAUAAACAUGAUUCCUUUGUCUCUGUUCCAAGUUUCAUUAAAUAAACAGUGAAAAAUUAUAGCAGUACACUUGGGAAUUUUUCAUCUUUGCAUUUGUGGUCGUACUAUGACAGAAACCAAAUGAAAUGGUUGUAGCCUGAAAGGAAUGUAAUUAGAAAAAAGCAAUUCUGCACUGUAAAUUUAGGGAAAAAAAAAGUCCUUAGAUUAAGUAUUUCAUAUACUAUGAUAUUAGCACAUAUUCAUACAGUGAUUUGAUUGUUUUUGAGACAUUUCAAUGAAGAAAAUUAUCAGUUUAUUACCAUUUUUGAGAGCAUAUCCAUGACUGGGAUAAAAAUGCCCACAGUUUCUCUUUCCAAGAUUUUGACAUACAGUCUAUAUAACGUAAAGCAGCUCUAAGCAAGAUGUAAAGUGAGAAACAUUUUUUUCCUUUGACUUCCUUAAUGUCUGCUUUCAACUUAGGAUAAGUAAACAGUUUUAAAACAUUAAAAGUGUAUCUAAGAUAUUUACCUUCUAAAAUAUGUGCUUAAAAACAAACAAAAAAUAAAUUCAAAGGUACCUUCCUUAGCACAGCUAGGUUAAAAUUGUUAAGAAAAAAAAGAAAGAAAGAAAAGUAAAGAAAGAAAGGAAGAAAGAAAGAAUGACCCCUGAAGUUACCCUGGAGGAUAGGAAAAUAAGCAACAUGGAAGUAAAAUGAUAAAAUAAAAAUUGACCUCUUCAUGGAAGCUGGGAAUGUUUUGUAAGGUCAGUUAUGAGCAGCAGAAAUUUUGUACUGCUAUUGCAAUUAAAUAGUAGAAAUGUUUAGUUAUUGCUGGAAAAAAACUCUACAGCCCAAUUAUAUCCUGUUUUAUAUAAUGAUCUCUGAAAAUACCCAAGAGGUGACCAUUUCUCCAAAGACAGCAGUUUAUAUUUUAAGACAUAUUUAUACUCAGCAAUGUAAUUUUGUAGGAGAAAAUAUUUAGCAAUAUAUAUAAAAAAUCUAGACUCUGAGAUAGGCUUUAUUUCCUUUUAAAGGUUUGAGGGAUAUUUCUGCCCAUUUUUGAAUGAAUUGUUUCUUUUUGAGUAUGACUGUGAUACCUUCAAAAAGAAAAUCUGAAAGUGUUAAUCCCUGUAUUUCUUCUACUUUGCAAUGAAGAUAAACCAGAAAUACUAUUUUAGAAAUAUAUAUUAAAUUUUUAUUCAGUUUCUUAAAAUGCCAAUUUUUGAUUAGCCUUUUAAGGAAGUCAUUAAUAUCAUUGUGUCUAAAUGAUCAGUAAAUAGAUAAUGAAGUUGGCUUUAUCCUUGGCAUAAAGCACUGUGAACAUAUUCUUCAAGAAGCAAUGUGCUGUAAUGACAUAAAGGAAAAUAUACUAACUUGUGAAUCUACAGUUAACACAUUUAUUCAAAACAUAUUUCAUUAAGAGCAUAUUUGCUGAAGGGAAAUAAAAUAAAGUGAUAUUUUCAUUGAAAUAUAGUUAUUAUACUGCUUAAAUGUUUACUGAGUAUGUAUUGGUUUACACUGAAACUUGAUUUUGCAUUAAUUUGAUAAGUAAUACCUUUCAGUAAGUUUGCAUUUUUACUAGUACUACCUCUGAAACAUACUACCAAUUUAAAACCACAACAUACUGUAAUGUGAACUUUUAUAGGCUUUUUAUUUAAAUU
This is a messenger RNA of Erinaceus europaeus (western European hedgehog), 6246 nucleotides long. RefSeq names its product highly divergent homeobox (gene HDX). Gene Ontology annotation, biological process: regulation of transcription by RNA polymerase II. The coding region runs from base 105 to 2189 and encodes 694 amino acids. The record is from RefSeq and is a predicted model, not a curated record. The transcript has 10 exons. NCBI's taxonomy places the organism in Eukaryota, Metazoa, Chordata, Mammalia, Eulipotyphla, Erinaceidae. Gene Ontology annotation, molecular function: DNA-binding transcription factor activity, RNA polymerase II-specific; RNA polymerase II cis-regulatory region sequence-specific DNA binding.